This is a messenger RNA of Ustilaginoidea virens, 486 nucleotides long. RefSeq lists its product as uncharacterized. The coding region runs from base 1 to 486 and encodes 161 amino acids. NCBI's taxonomy places the organism in Eukaryota, Fungi, Ascomycota, Sordariomycetes, Hypocreales, Clavicipitaceae. The record is from RefSeq and is a predicted model, not a curated record. The transcript has 2 exons.
AUGGGAUGGGAAUCCCGUCGGUCAGCAGGGCGACGAGGGCACGAAAACGGUAGGGAACGGGUCCGCGUGGCCGUGUGCGAGGCGCCUUUCAAUCAGGCCGCUUUGCCGGAUGACAAGUUCCAGUCGACGAGGAAGCACCAGACAUCAAUCCAAACCACCCGUGUGUUUACAGACAGGUUCCCUGCGUCGUUCUGGCUAAAGCUCACAAACCGCUGGCCGAGACAACAUUCCCCCCAAGCGUACACGCCGACUUUGACUGGCACGAACCCCUUCGGAGAAGCGACAAUUAUCCACCCCGACACUCUCGUGUCCACCGUUUCAAACAGCCUGACCCUGAGUGCGCUUACGAUUCGUCCAGACUCCCGUCAGAAAAAGCACACACCACCACCCCCCUCUUGCGAGGAACAUCAACAGAACUGUCGUGAGGCUACGCUCGAUACCAGAGAAAUCCUACAGAGCGCCAACGUUGCCCGAAAUCCUCUGUAA